CAGUAAUUGGCCAACCAAUGCGGAGCUGCAGUGCAGUUAACUAGGUCUCGGCAGGCAAUCUAAGCUUGGCUGGAGCCUCCGAUAAGCCGAUAUCGAGAUCACUGCAGCACAACCGCCUUCCGUUGCUUAGCUCUUUGACAGAGGCGGCAAAUCUGGACACCAUCAGAAUGCGGGCCUCGCUUUUGCGCCCAGUUGGAUCCCUUCAAUCCCCGCCGUCGAUCCUCUUCCGCGCCUUCUCUUCCGCCCAUCUUCCCCGCUUGCAUCCCGAUUCCAGCUCUGCAGCCGAGCCACAGCAAUCCGUACAACAAGAACAACAGCAACGACCACCUUCACCACCUCUAAUCUACCCCUCCGCCCCUUCCCCCCACCACACCGACCUCCCCAGCUUCCUUGCCCACGCCGCGCGCACCAACCUAGACCCCUCCUCCACCGUCUACGUCGGCACCCACUUUGAGUACACCGUCGCCGGCGCCCUCGCCCGCUUCGGCCUGUCCCUGCGCCGCGUCGGCGGCGCUUCCGACUGCGGCAUCGACCUGCUCGGCACCUGGUCCUUGCCCCCCUUUUCAGCCGAACAACAACAACAGCAGCAGCAGCGGCAGCAGCAGCUGAGGGUGCUCGCGCAGUGCAAGGCCGUGCAGCGGCCCGGGCCGCACCUCGUGCGGGAGCUGGAGGGCGCGUUCGUCGGCGCCCCGGCCGGCUGGCGCGCUGCUGCGGACCGCCGCGGCGUGCUGGGCCUGCUGGUGACGGAGCGGCCCGCCACCAGAGGGAUACGGGAGGCCCUGGCGAGGAGUCGGUGGCCGAUGGGGUAUGUGGCAUGCUCGCGGGAGGGGGUGGUUGGACAGUUUCUCUGGAAUCAGAUGGCCCAAGAGGAGGGGUUAGAGGGGUUCGGGGUGGGAAUGAGGCAUGGUGGCGCCAGGGGGAAGGAGUUGGUGUUGACGUGGAAAGGGAGAUAUCUGUCGCCUGGGGGAAGUAAUCAGGGGGCCGGAUGAAAUAAUAAUAAUAAUAAUAAUGUAAUGGCCGAAUUGACUUCGGCACCAAUGCGCGCGACCACUGCAUUGGAAGAGGAUGUCGCCUCGAGCGCGCAGGUGAGUCGGGGAAGUUGAUAACGCGCGGUUGGCAACUGACGAUUACAGUUACACCUACCUCAAGUGCAAAUACAGGACACGCCAGAACGGAGGAGGACGUUCUUAUGCAGUGCCACCAUUGCAAUUAUGGUAGCUGGUUCUGCGGCUGGGGACAACCUAGCAGUGC
This is a messenger RNA of Thermothelomyces thermophilus ATCC 42464, 1251 nucleotides long. RefSeq lists its product as uncharacterized. Lineage: Eukaryota; Fungi; Ascomycota; Sordariomycetes; Sordariales; Chaetomiaceae. The transcript has a single exon. The record is from RefSeq and is a predicted model, not a curated record. Bases 168 to 989 code for a protein of 273 amino acids. Gene Ontology annotation, cellular component: mitochondrion.